Messenger RNA from Trichobilharzia szidati, 2599 nucleotides. The record is from the annotation of a GenBank genome assembly. Lineage: Eukaryota; Metazoa; Platyhelminthes; Trematoda; Strigeidida; Schistosomatidae.
AUUAUUGAGUGUAUGUGAAGUUAAGUUACGUUUUGACUCUGCAUUCACUAAUUUGAAUGUUGAGUGAUAAACACCCACAAGUCGUCAUAUUCACUUCACAACAACAAGUCAUUUCGAAUCUCAGCUUUAUUUUGGCUUAAUCUGAGAGUAAGGGAUCAUCGUAUCUGAGAUGGUGGAUCAAAGUUGUAUUGUGUACACUUUAUAUUAUAGUGGACGGCGACAUCAGGGGCGCCUUGCGUACACUCUUGAUCACCAACCUUCAAAUUGAAUUGCAGGUGAUUGAUUACUCGAAUGUCAUUAAAGGCUUUGUAUGAGUCACACUUAUGUGUGAUGCACCUUUUAACAUUGCUUACAAACCAAUGAGAUGUUUAGCCUUGAAUCACACAUGUAUAUUAACUGUUUGUAUUGUCUUCCAGCAGAAAUGUCUAUAUCUGAUUUUAUAGCACUAUUCAUUUAGUUUCCUCUUGUCUCCUUUAAUUGUACUCUAAGAAUAUAUUAGCUACUGGUUAACACUUAAGUAGUGUGAGUGGGAAACAAUCAAAUGCUUACUCCAGAUUACGUGGUUGUCCUCUUUUCUGUAAACUAUUAUUUCUGAACAUAUUUCUUGAUGCGACUGUGCUUUACAGUUUGUUUCAGGUGUUCAACUGUUUCUGUUCAGCAACAUAAGUUUGAACUGUUCUUAGACGAAGACGUGAUCUCCUAGAAGGGCAGAAAAAUGUGCUUCUUGGUUUACAAAUAUGAAAAUGGUUUCGCAAGUGUGGCAAAAUAUUUCCUAAGUAACUUCGUCAAAUACUUGUAGCUAUGUGUAAGAUUUCUUCGAAACACAAUGCAAUCAUGCUAUACAGAGCUUAUUAAAUACACUAGCAUUGUUAGAUUUCACUUAAUUGUAAUCGGUUAUAUCAUCCAAUUGGCACUCCUUUUUAUAUUCCGUUUGUGGUAAAUUGUUGCAGACAUUCAUGUUACUCAUAAGGCUCAAUAUUAAUGACAGUUUUAUGAAAGGGCCUUCAUCAACAGAUUUCUUCGCUCAAUACCAUUCAAGUUCAGAUGCUCAGAAAAGAUCAGCAACAGGGAUCUCUAGCAAUGAGCAAACCAACUAGGAACGGAUUGUGCAACGAAUAUCCAUGAAGAAAUGGAGGUGGAUUGGCAAUCCUCUGAGGAAACCAUCAGGUGACAUCAGACGACAGGCUCUUGAGUGGAACCCGAACGGGAAGAGGCGAGUUGGUCGUCCAAGGGUGACAUGGAGGAGGUCAUAUGAAGAGGAGAUUAAAGCAUGUAGGCAAAUGUGGAGCCAGGUGAAAACGUUAACAGAAAACAGAACGCAGUGCAGAUGUGCGGCCGAAGCCCUAUGUUCCUCUAGGAACUAAAGGAAACAAACAAUUCAUGAGAGGGAAUUCCUACUUUUUCUAUUUUGAACUAAGCACUUCUUGAUUGAAUUCUACUAAGUGUUGUGUACUGAAAAUAUCUCUAUUUCUCACUCGAUAUGCAUCAGAGUGAGGUGUUUGCUGAUAGUGAGAGAGUGAAGUGUCUUCUACAGAAUACACUACGACAGACUGAGAAGAGAAAAGAUUAAUUAUGAGGAAACUGAAGAGAAGCAUAACUUAAAGAAAGUUAACACUAUUAAUCAGUAGAAAUCUUAAUACUUUAUCUGUAUAUUCAAUGAAGUUUGUGUAUUAAUGUAAUUUUUCUACUCUUCAUGUUCAUUUUGUCCAUGGGAGAUUUGUGUUCUACUGGUUCUUUUUUCCUUUUGGCUUCUUCCUAUUCAUUUAGUUAAUAUUUGAAUCUUCCUCUCCCCCCUAAUUUGAACAUUGUUGAAUGUUCUCUAGUUGAAAACCUCGCACUGCAUGUUGCCAAGACACAUAUCGUGAUUAGCGUCACUCACAAUAAGCUUAGGUUAUCCAUUUUUGCUUAAGAUAGGUCCAGGUAUAUAGUCCAGCCUUCGAAUGGAAAUAAGAAUAUGGAAGCAAACGUGUUAGCGCUAUUUUCACUACACCUUAGUAAUGAACUUAGCCUAUGUGCGUGAUACUGUCUGUGUUUAUUCUCUUAGGUUUCAUCAGUCAGCUGCUAGUGCGAAAAAUAUAUUUUAAUUAGAUAGAAAGAAAUAUUUAGUCAUCAUAACAUAUAUUUAGUUGGAAGUACAGCUUACAGUAAGUUUGAGACUUAUCCCAUAAAUCGUUACGUUCAUUGCCUGCAAUACAAGUGAGAUAUUUUCUUUCAUUCUCUUACUUAUUAUUAGAAUUUGCCGUCACUCAACUGUCUUUUUCGUUUAUUCAUUUCUAGCAAGAUGCCGACUGGAGAUAAACCACAAGAGAAGCAUAAAAAAGAGUCCAUUAUCGAUUUGAACAGGUAUAUAGACAAACGAAUUCGUGUCAAAUUUUCCGGUGGUCGAGAAGCUGUUGGUAUUUUAAAGGGGUGUGAUAACUUGCAAAAUAUGGUGAUCGAUUGUACAACUGAAUACCUCCGUGAUCCAGAUGAUCCUCAUCGGUUGACUGAAGAUACCAGAGAAUUGGGUCUUGUGGUUUGCAGAGGCCCAUCAGUUGAACUAGUCUGUCCCGCAGAUGGAAUGGAAGCUAUACCAAACCCAUUUGUUCAACAAGAAUAA